CUACAGUACAUUUAAUUUGUCGCUAGAAUAUUUCGUGUUACGUUUAGACACUAUCAAUGGUUUAAUAGGGAAUAUGUACUUCUGACAGAAGCACUGCUAAAAUGUGGAUGUUAGCCUAAAACAUGCUGCACCGGUUCAUUAUUUAAAGAAAAGCACUGCUAAAAUGUGGAUGUAAGCCUAAAACAUGCUGCACCGGUUCAUUAUUUGAAGUACCCACAACAAUGACGUACAACGUGAUGCUAGAGGACAUAGUGCGGCAGACGGGUGGCUGCGGUCUCUACCAGUGGCUCCUCUGUCUCAUCGUCCACACAGGAAAGACCAUCUCUUCGUGGAGCUUGAUCGCCAUGACGUUCAUCGGACAAGACCCGGGUUUCCGGUGUCUUGACGGAGCGGUGCGUAAUGAAUCAGGACAGGGGUAUGGACAAAGGAACACAACAGGAGGGGGAGGGUUUUACGACAGCCAGUGUGAAUUAGACAACACCAGUAGCUUAGCUUCCUACAACUAUGAUCCAAGAAUGGUUACCAUUGUUUCAGAGUACGAUCUUGUCUGUGGCCGGAAGUGGAUUCCAGCCAUGAUCACUACGAUUCAGAUGGGGGGCCUGUUAGUUGGCGGUCUUAUUUCCGGCCAGUUUGCAGACACAUACGGACGGAAACCCACAUUUAUUUUGUCCGUAUUUUUAAUCAGCGCAUUUAAUUUGUCGGGAUAUUUCUCCGUCAACUGGGAAAUGUACGCAGCCAUGAGGUUUCUGAUUGGGGUCGCGGUAGGCGCUUAUGUGACCGUCCAAUACAGCUUGAUGAAUGAGUUUGCCACGGUGAAGUGGCGCCCGGUUAUCGUGGUCACACCCUCCUUUUCCAUACAGGCGAGUAUGUUUGCACUCCUGGCUUGGAUGGUCCACGACUGGCGAAAAAUCCAUCUCGCCACCGUCAUUGUGGGCAUACCCUACUUAUUUACCUGGUGGUUUAUGCCAGAGAGUUUCCGCUGGCUGGUAACACGCGGUCGGUACAAGGAAGCGGAGACCGUGAUUCAUAAGUUAGCACGCGUGAAUCGGAAGCCAGUGCCGGACCUCACGAAGGUAAUGGAUGCGGCUCGAAUGGAGGAAACAAAGGAAAGCCGACUCCGAAGAUACACUGGUCUUUAUCUCUUUCGGUGCCGGGACAGCUUGAAGACCACCGUCGGUCUACUCAUUGUUUGGUUUUCUACGAAUUUUGGUUACUUCGGGAUCACUUUUGGAAUUCGGAGCCUGUCGGGGGAUUUGUAUAUGAACAUGUUCCUUAUCAACAUCGUGGAGGCACCCGUCCAGAUCCUAGUCGCUUUCCUCGUGAACUGUAUCGGUCGGAAGAAGACUUGCAUGAUAUUCUACAGUUUGGCGGGCAUAUGUGGAACAGCGGUGGGAAUCCUUCAGUAUGCCGAUUCACCGUUAAGCGGUACGGUGACUAACGGGAUAGCGCUGGUGGCCAAGAUUGGCGUGGCGUCGGGCAUGCAGUCCCUGAUGCUCUAUACUUCUGAGAUCUACCCCACAGUCGUCAGAACUAUAGCGUACAGUGUCCAUUCUACGGCUGCCAGAGUGGGUUCUAUGGUGGCACCGCAGGUCGUGUUCCUGGACGAAGCGCAGCCCGGCCUGUUGUACUUUGUGAGUGGCAUGCUGAUGAUAUUGUCUGCCUUUAUCAUGAUCAUCUUGCGGGAGACCAAGGGACUAGAGCUGCAAGAUAUGCUAGAGGAAAUUAUCGAUGAAGGCGGUCUGGACGUCAACAUCACAGUCGUUAAUGGAAAUGUAAACGACGACGGCCAGUAUGACAGGGUGUCGGUGGAUGCCCGAAAAGCAAACGGCGUCCAUGAGGAUAAUCAAGCAAGUGUGGCCACUACAGUAUGAGGUAUUUCAAGUGUGUCCUCUACAGUUUGAGGUUUUUCAAGUGUGUCCUCUACAGUAUGAGGUUUUUCAAGUGUGUCCUCUACAGUUUGAUGUUUUUCAAGUGUGUCCUCUACAGUUUGAGGUUUUCAAGUGUGUCCUCUACAGUUUGAGGUUGUUCAAGUGUGUCCUCUACAGUUUGCGAGUGUUCAAGUGUGGCCUCUACUUUUCUAAUGAUGAGCUUUGUGUUGUUAAUAACCAGAUAAUUAGCUACCAUAAUAUUGUCAGCAUUGUGUUUUAUCACUACGAAUCCGGUCGCUAUCCUACAACAAUUUUGAUCAGAGGAAAUAUAACAUAUGUCAAGUUAGAGGAGACGAAUAUCCUUCUGUUCUAUAGUGAAGUCUAUACUCUGAUAUAAGAUGUAUGUAAUUAUUUACCCAUAUUUUGUAGACGAAGAGCAGAUAUGC
Molecule: messenger RNA, 2314 nt
Organism: Mya arenaria
Lineage: Eukaryota; Metazoa; Mollusca; Bivalvia; Myida; Myidae
Product: organic cation/carnitine transporter 2-like
Exons: 11
Coding region: 222-1871 (549 amino acids)
Biological process (GO): transmembrane transport
Cellular component (GO): membrane
Molecular function (GO): transmembrane transporter activity
Source: RefSeq, a predicted model, not a curated record